GAAGCCGAGCCGGGGGGGGGGGCAGGAGGGGAGCGACGGAUGGGGGUGGCUGAUCCUGGUCGCUGAGCGAAGGGAGCCGCUGAGCCAGCCGCCUCCUCUCCUUCUCCCCCGGCACCAUGAACAGGGGCAGCGGCGCCGCUUCUUGCCCUUCGUCAGUCCCCGGCGACGGCCACAGCAGCGGCCACAGCGAGAGCCGGCGGGUAUGUAGCAACUGCCGGAAAGUGCUGAGGCAGGAAAAGAAAAUCAGAGUGUCUCUGCCUUUAAGAAGAGGACCAAGUGCCUUUAUACCAGAAAAGGAAGUUAUCCAAGCCAACAGUUUGAAUGAACGCACGCACCUGCUUGUGGAAGAAUAUUCUACAUCUGGGCGCCUAGACAACAUCACCCAAGUCAUGAGCUUACACACGCAGUACCUGGAGUCUUUCCUCCGCAGCCAGUUCUAUAUGUUGCGUAUGGACGGGCCCCUUCCUUUGCCCUACAGGCACUACAUUGCAAUCAUGGCUGCUGCCAGGCACCAGUGUUCCUAUCUAAUAAACAUGCAUGUGGAUGAGUUCCUGAAGACUGGAGGGAUACCAGAAUGGCUGAAUGGCUUGGAAUAUGUUCCGCAAAGACUGAAAAACCUGAAUGAAAUCAACAAGCUUCUUGCACAUCGACCUUGGCUACUUUCGAAAGAGCACAUUCAGAAACUUGUCAAGACGGGGGAAAAUAAUUGGUCUCUUCCUGAGCUGGUGCAUGCUGUGGUCCUCUUGGCACACUACCACGCCUUGGCAAGCUUUGUCUUUGGUAGUGGCAUCAAUCCAGAGAGAGAUCUUGAUGCCUCGAAUGGCUACAGGCUCAUAUCGGUUAACAACUUCUGCGUCUGUGAUCUUGCCAACGACAACAAUAUCCAAAAUGCGUCCCUCACAAGUAACAACUUUGGGAUCUCGGAUUCUUUGAGUGAGCUGGAGGCCCUGAUGGAUAGAAUGAAGAGGCUGCAGGAGGAGGAGGACGAGGAGGCCUCUCAGGAGGAAAUGGAUACUCGCUUUGAAAAGGAAAAGACGGAGAGCCUCCUAGUUGUCACUGAAGCCUUUGAUGAUGAAAUAGUUUCUACAGCAGACGUGUCCCGCUACGUUGAAGAUCCUGGUUUUGGGUACAAAGACUUUGCUAGGCGGGGUGAGGAGCAUCUUCCAACAUUUCGAGCCCAGGACUAUACCUGGGAAAAUCAUGGAUUCUCCCUUGUGAACAGGCUUUAUUCUGACAUCGGGCAUCUCCUGGAUGAGAAGUUCCGGAUGGUCUAUAGCCUCACAUAUAACACUAUGGCCACCCAUGAAGAUGUUGACACAACCAUGUUAAGAAGAGCUUUAUUUAAUUAUGUUCACUGUAUGUUUGGAAUCAGGUAUGACGACUAUGAUUAUGGAGAAGUUAAUCAGUUACUUGAACGGAGCCUGAAGGUUUACAUUAAAACAGUGACCUGCUACCCAGAGAGAACUACCAAGCGCAUGUACGAUAGUUAUUGGCGCCAGUUCAAGCACUCUGAGAAGGUCCACGUGAACCUUCUUCUUAUGGAGGCUCGCAUGCAGGCUGAACUCCUUUAUGCCCUUCGUGCCAUUACGCGUCACUUGACCUGAAGCACCAUCACAAGCGUGUGAAUACAGCUUCCAAACAGAUAUGCAGUAAAACCUGCCUGUGGUGUAGCAUCAGGCUGUUGGAUUCUCUAGUGUCAAAAGCUGAAGCUGCUUUUCCAGCGGCGGUUAACGUGCAAUGAUCUAUAUCUUUCCCCCCUUUAUUCUUGAUGCUUAACAUUACUAACGAUAGCAAAAAUAACACUGAGGAACACUACUUAAAUUGUUUCCGGUUGGAGUAUUGUUCACAAACCCUAAGCUGGUUUGUUAUAUUUGAUUAUUUUUCUAUUUCUUCUUGCACCCAGAAGAAAAACACUUGGCAGUGUCUCUUUUGAGGUUCUGUUUCCACCUAUCUUACCUAUGAAUGGAAUCCAGUAAAGGAUUUUAUUUUAUUUUACUCUCCUUUUAGUUCUUUUUAGAAUAUUAACGCAGCUUUCCCCAAUCCAGUGCGUGCUGUGUUUAAACUGAAUUGCUCAACUGGCUUAUUCUUACGGUUUUCUUAGAAAUUUAGUAUUUCAGCAGUAGUUUUGAGGCCAACUGCCUUUUUUUUUAAUGUGAAAGGAACCGCUGCAAAUUCUGCGGCGUGCUACUGAGAUGCAGCAUUCAAAUACUUGGGGGGGGGGUUCUAA
Rhineura floridana is the source of this 2227-nucleotide messenger RNA. RefSeq names its product sestrin 3 (gene SESN3). NCBI's taxonomy places the organism in Eukaryota, Metazoa, Chordata, Lepidosauria, Squamata, Rhineuridae. The coding region runs from base 117 to 1604 and encodes 495 amino acids. The transcript is spliced from 10 exons. Gene Ontology annotation, cellular component: nucleus. Gene Ontology annotation, biological process: regulation of response to reactive oxygen species; cellular response to leucine starvation; positive regulation of macroautophagy. Gene Ontology annotation, molecular function: oxidoreductase activity, acting on peroxide as acceptor; L-leucine binding. The record is from RefSeq and is a predicted model, not a curated record.